Molecule: messenger RNA, 2591 nt
Organism: Ailuropoda melanoleuca (giant panda)
Lineage: Eukaryota; Metazoa; Chordata; Mammalia; Carnivora; Ursidae
Gene: SHB
Product: SH2 domain containing adaptor protein B
Exons: 6
Coding region: 245-1693 (482 amino acids)
Molecular function (GO): phosphotyrosine residue binding
Source: RefSeq, a predicted model, not a curated record
CCCGUGAGGGGCGAGAGAUCCGAAGCCCGGGCGGCGAGAGGCGGAGGGCGGUGCUGCAGCUGCUGGAAGCCGAUCGGCCGGCAGGAGGCGGAGGAGAGAACUUGAACUUGGCGUCGGGAGCAGGCGCCCCGGACGCCCCCCGCCGGGGCCGGGGCGCCGAGGGACCUGGGCCGCAGCGCUGCUCCCCGAAUGGCCGCGGCGGCGGACCGGGUUCCCGCGCCGCGGCCCUAGGCGGCCUCUCGCCAUGGCCAAGUGGCUGAACAAGUACUUCAGCUUGGGCAACAGCAAGACCAAGAGCCCCCCGCAGCCGCCGCGGCCGGACUACCGCGAGCAGCGGCGCCGGGGCGAGCGGCCCUCGCAGCCCCCCCAGGCUGUGCCGCAGGCCCCGGUGGGCGCCUCGGCGUCCUGUGGUCCGGCUGCCGCCUCCUGCUUCUCAACCUCGUCGGGAUCGCUGCCCGACGACAGCGGCAGCACGAGCGACCUCAUCCGCGCCUACCGCGCACAGAAGGAGCGCGACUUUGAGGACCCAUACAACGGGCCCGGUUCGUCGCUGCGCAAACUGCGCGCCAUGUGCCGCCUGGACUACUGCGGCGGCGGCGGGGAGCCGGUUGGGGGCCAGCGCGCCUUCUCAGCCUCGUCGGCGUCGGGAGCCGCCGGCUGCUGCUGUGCCUCCUCGGGCGCAGGCGCCGCUGCGUCCUCGUCGUCGUCCUCCGGUUCCCCGCACCUCUACCGCAGCAGCAGCGAGCGGCGGCCAGCCACCCCGGCCGAGGUGCGCUACAUCUCUCCGAAGCACCGCCUCAUCAAGGUGGAGAGCGCCGCGGGCGGUGCCGGCGACCUCCCGGGGGGUGCCUGCUCUGGCGGCCGCGCCUGGAGCCCGACGGCCUGCGGUGGCAAGAAACUGCUCAACAAGUGUGCCGCCUCGGCCGCGGAGGAGAGCGGGGCCGGCAAAAAGGACAAGGUGACCAUCGCUGAUGACUAUUCAGAUCCCUUUGAUGCCAAGAAUGAUCUCAAGAGCAAAGCAGGAAAGGGAGAGAGUGCUGGGUACAUGGAGCCCUACGAGGCCCAGAGGAUCAUGACAGAAUUUCAGAGGCAAGAAAGUGUCCGGUCGCAGCACAAAGGCAUCCAAUUGUACGACACCCCUUAUGAACCUGAGGGCCAAAGCAUCGACUCAGACUCCGAGAGCACGGUCAGCCCCCGACUGCGGGAGAGCAAGCUGCCCCAGGACGAUGACAGGCCCGCCGACGAGUACGAUCAGCCGUGGGAGUGGAACCGGGUCACCAUCCCAGCGUUGGCAGCCCAGUUUAACGGCAACGAGAAACGGCAAUCAUCCCCCUCGCCUUCCCGGGACCGGCGGCGCCAGCUUCGAGCUCCUGGAGGGGGCUUCAAGCCCAUCAAGCAUGGGAGCCCUGAGUUCUGUGGGAUCUUGGGAGAAAGAGUGGAUCCUGCUGUCCCACUGGAAAAGCAAAUCUGGUAUCACGGAGCCAUCAGCAGAGGAGACGCCGAGAACCUUCUCCGGCUCUGCAAGGAGUGCAGCUACCUUGUCCGGAACAGCCAGACCAGCAAGCACGACUAUUCCCUCUCUCUGAACACCUUACAUUUUAGAAGGCGGAUGUGUUUGCACCAGGAGAGCCCCACCAGGUGGCUAGGACGGAGAGCAUCAUCGUCUUCUUCAUCUCAGGGUAAAGGCAGCUGAAUGAACUUCCAAGACUGGAGUAGAGGCCACGGACUCCCAGCCUGGUCUCUUCCCACCCCGCCCAAGCACUCCUUAUACCAGGUCAGAGGUCAUCUGGAAGCAACCUUAUAGGCCCAUCUAGUCCAGCCUUUGCUUCAUGGGUGGGGAGACUAAGACCCAGAGGGGAUUUGUGAUUGACCUUAGGCCACCUGUUUGGCAGUUGACCACACUGACAAGCGAUGGCGACUGCUUCCCACUGUGGGUGUAAAGGCCAAGCUGCUAGACAUCUGCCACCGACGGCUCUCUACACUCAUGGCGAUCCAAGGUGGCACCUGUGCUCCCCACCCCCUGCCUCUAGAUCCCCUCCCUGACAGACACCCCCACCUGUGGAGCAGUCUUACAGAGAUCCUGCUUAGCUGCUUUGGAACACUGCCCUUAUCCCCUCCUCCCUACAGAGCUCUCCCUCUUCCCCUAGUCUCCUGACUAGGCUCCCUCUCAUGCUAACAGACACGUUGGCCUUCAGAACACUCACUCCAGCCUCCAGGAAGCAAGGGGUUGAGCCUUUAGAUAUUGGCAAGAAAACACCACACUCUAACAGCUUCCUGUCUACAAAGGCAGGCAGUGGGGGAAAGGGAUGAAAAGUCUUGAAAAAUCUCAUUAAAAGGGUUCUUCAGGCACUUUGGACUACGAAUGACUUUUUGCAAGUUCCAGUUUCAGGAGUUUUUGCAAAGGAAUCUGGACAAGCUGAGGGACUAGGACUUCAAAGACGAGGGUUUGCAGCUGGUGGGGGCAGGGAGGCAGGGUGAGUGCCAGGGCUGCCCUCCCCAGAUGCAGGGCAGGCUCUGCUUGCAUUGGGCCCAUCCCCAGGAGUGGGCAGACAGAGUGGCACUUAAAGGCCUUGCAGGGGGGUGCCUGGGUG